CCCGUACCGCUCGUGCUCAUAGUCUUCUUGGAGUUGCAGAGUCAGCUGUGGUACCAGCGCCGCCUGAUGAUGAAGUUCUUUAUCAAGAUGUGGAUGGAGUCCCAGAGUCUCAUGAGUCUGUGGCGGUUCCCCAACGUGGAUCUUAUCACGCUUGCCCCUGUGGUGCCUGCUGAGGUCAAGAAUCUUUGUUCCAUGAAUAAGACGGCCAUAAUCCGAGCGCACCGUGCUCGGGCUUGGGCGAAGUACGAGAAGUGGUAUGGUUCUUUGUCUGCCGAGCUUCGCCCUUUGGCCUGCGCGCUCAGAGAGGAUCACACCGAGACCAAGCAUUACUGGAGUAACUCCGAAAGGCGCAAAAUGACACAGCUUCGUUUCAUUUGCUCGAAGUGUGGCAAGACGCGUCCCAUCCACUUGUUUGUCCCCGCGGCUGCCUGGACGCCUUGCGGUUCGAGGGUCGGCAUUCACGUCAAAGACGCCCACGCCAAGAUCAUGUCGGCGGCCCAGUUGGCGAAGAUAAAAGAUGCCAAGGAGAAGGCGAAGGAGAGGAGUCGGGCCAAGACUCGGGCUCAGCCUGGCCGCUUCACUGGCAGGUUCAAUAUUUCCUGGAAUAACAUGUCCCCUGAGGCUACGGAGAAAUAUAGGGUGAGGCAGCGCGAGUGCAACAAGCUGCACGGCAAGCGCAACAAGGCAAAGUACCAUGCGAAGCUCGCUGCCAAGCGG
Messenger RNA from Prorocentrum cordatum, 717 nucleotides. The record is from the annotation of a GenBank genome assembly. NCBI's taxonomy places the organism in Eukaryota, Dinophyceae, Prorocentrales, Prorocentraceae.